AUGAGACGGCGGUGGCAGGAGGCUCGCGUGGUGGUCUCGAGUGGUGGGCUCGCCGGAAGUCGCGGAGAGAAGAAGAAACAGCGACGAUGGCAGCGCAACAGCGGCAGUGGCAGCGGCAGCACGAGAGGCGAUGGCAGUGGCAGCACGAAUUUGCAGAGAGAAAUGGCAGCUGCAUGCGAGGAAGAAGGGAUAAAGCAAGGUGAAGAGGGUCAAAAAAUGAAUGAUCUUUUCCAAAUAGGAAAAAAAAGAAAAAGAAAUGAGAGAAGCUAUGCUGAAAUAACUUUCUCAGUCAUGAAUGUCAUGACUGAGUUUGAAGUUGCUGUUGAGGAGGAUGUUGAUCUUUACCGACAGGGAAAACUUGUCAUUAAUAAACUUAAGAAGUUGCCACUUUUGAUCGAGGUCCUCUCAAAGAAUCAUCUUCAACAAGAGUUUUUAGAUCAAGGAUCGUUGACUGUAUUAAAGAAAUGGCUUGAGCCACAUCCUCAUGGAAGCUUGCCAAAUCUAACCAUACGCACAGAAAUUUUGAAGAUUUUGAAUAAUAUAGAUUUAGAGCACCAUGAUAGAAAGGAACAACUGAAGAAUAGUGGCAUUGGAAAUGUAAUCAUGCUUCUAUCAAAAUCUGAUGAAGAAAUUAAUAUAAAUAGGAAACUGGUCGAGGAAUUGGUUAACAAAUGGCUUCGAUCCUUAUACAAUAAUAAAGAUACAAUUUCAUUUAGAAGAUCAGAGCUUACAAAACAAGUGAAGAGCGCUCUCCCAAAUCACCAACAUAUUAAUAAAAAAUUGCAAAAGUUGAAGACAUCAGGCAGAAGCAGCUUCAAGCAGCAAAACCGAUUUUGA
Molecule: messenger RNA, 837 nt
Organism: Vigna unguiculata (cowpea)
Lineage: Eukaryota; Viridiplantae; Streptophyta; Magnoliopsida; Fabales; Fabaceae
Product: protein IWS1 homolog 1-like
Biological process (GO): regulation of DNA-templated transcription elongation; brassinosteroid mediated signaling pathway
Source: RefSeq, a predicted model, not a curated record